Molecule: messenger RNA, 660 nt
Organism: Plasmopara halstedii
Lineage: Eukaryota; Oomycota; Peronosporomycetes; Peronosporales; Peronosporaceae
Product: Puromycin-sensitive aminopeptidase and related aminopeptidases
Exons: 3
Coding region: 1-660 (219 amino acids)
Source: RefSeq, a predicted model, not a curated record
AUGAAACAGUUUCUCUAUGCUGGAAGGAAAUCUCGCGCAACAUGUGCGCUACAUUCGCGCAAUUUUUGUGCACGUGAUGGAUCGUUUGGUUGGCAUUCCGAUGCCUCGAAGGAGCAAAGUGACCCCGAUGGGGGUGAGUUUCGAAUAACAGUCAUAUAUCGCUUAGGACUUGCCAAUAAUCUGGAUGUCAUCAAAGAAGCGAGAAAGCGCUUUCAUGCCUAUACUGGUGGUGAUCUCUCUGCUCUUUCAGCUGAUCUCCGUAGCUCUGUGUUUGAUAUCAAGGAAACAUUCGGUGAAGCUGGCAAUGCCAAGUUGUUGCACGAUUUAUACAACAAAAGCGAUUUCGCUGGGAAAGGGAGCGAUUGUCUUGGUGCCAUGGGCUUAGUGUCGAGAUUAUCUGCUAUUGGAUUGGGCCGUAGAAAAUUAUUGACAAGACAAGUGGGACUUUUUGUCGAACAAGUUCUCGGCGAUGACAUUGGGCUACAUGUAUGUGGUGUCAUUUCUGAAUUUCAAAGUGAAUCAAUGGCUGUAGAGGUCGAGGCUUUUAUGGUGGGCAAUAAUACGUUGAGAUACAAGCGUCGCCUCGAAGAAGCGCUCGAGGGUAUGCGCUCAAAAGUGCUGUUUGCUGUCGCGACCGUGAAUCUCUGGCCAUGUGGCUAA